ACUGCAGAGCUGUGAACACGGCUCUGCUGCAGACCAGUCUGACAGCUAAAGACUCUGAUACAAAGACGUACACUCAGGACGGCGUGUGUCUCACAGAGUCUGGUCUGUCUCACCUGCAGUCUCUGGUUGAACCUCUGACCUCAACACGCAGGUACCGCAGGAGUAAACCCAAACUGAAGCUGAGGAUCAUCAAUCAGAACAGCGUCUCCGUCCUUCAGACACCGACGGAGCCCGAUCCCCCAGGCAAGCAGGACCCUUGCAGAGGUGACCCCGAGUGUGACCCCAAGUCCGACUCCAGCCCAGAGCGAGACCACGCCCAUGACGAUGAUAUCAGCAAGGAGCCAGAGGUUACCGAUGGCAACAAAAAGAGGAAGAGGAAGCCCUACAGGCCAGGUAUUGGGGGCUUCAUGGUGCGUCAGCGUGGAGGGAGGUUGGGAGCGAGCAGGAUCAAGCUGUGCAGGAAGGACUCUUCGGAGACGCUGCCGGCGCAAGACGAAGACGUUACCAUAGAGACGGUGCCUCCUGCAGACCAGAUGCUGGAGAAGGUGAAGAAGAGAUACAGGAAGAAGAAGACCAAGCUGGAGGAGGAGUUCCCCUCCUACCUGCAGGAGGCGUUCUUCGGUCGGGAUCUUCUGGAUCGCAGCCGGCAGGUGGACAGGAGGCCGGGGACAGAGACGCCAGCUGCUCGCCAAUUAGGAGCCGUAACAGGUGAUGUGAAAGGCCCCGCCCCCUCAGGCUUGCCGCUCGGCGCCAUGGCAACCAACAGCGCCAGGAAGCAGGGAACGCUGCGUGAGUUUAUCUACGUUUUCUACAUCGUUUUUCACACCCGCUCAUUUUUCAUUCGU
This is a messenger RNA of Plectropomus leopardus (leopard coralgrouper), 845 nucleotides long. The record is from RefSeq and is a predicted model, not a curated record. NCBI's taxonomy places the organism in Eukaryota, Metazoa, Chordata, Actinopteri, Perciformes, Serranidae.